GACACACAUGGACUGAUCCACUUUAUUUCCGGGGGACCUCGUGCACGGCUGCAGUUUUAUUUAAAGGCCAGGGAGCGAGCAGCUGAGGCGCGCCCACGUGUGUCGUGAACCAGCAUGAGGGCUCUGAGGUUUGGUUUAACUCUUGUUCGACAUGGGGAAACACGGUACAACAAAGAAGGUCUUCUACAAGGUCAGGCUAUAGAUGCUCCUCUCUCUGAGGUCGGGCUGCAGCAGGCCGAGGCUGCAGGCCGCUACCUGAAAGACGUAGAGUUCAGCAACGUGUUCGUCAGUGAUAUGCAGCGAGCUCAGCAGACGGCUGAAACAAUCAUGAAACACAACAGCAGUUGUUCUUCUCUCCAAAUGGCUCGGGAGCCUUUACUCAAAGAGAUAAGCUUCGGCAUCGCAGAGGGUGGACGACUGCAGGAUGUGAGAGACAUGGCCAAGGCAGCGGGUCAGACGUUCCCAGGCUUCACGCCACCAGGGGGCGAGACUCCGGAGCAGGUGAAGGAGCGGGUCAAAGAGUUCAUGGAGAACACGCUGCGGCAGAUCGGGGCCGAACACUGGCACCGCAGCACGGAGGACGAGACCUGCCCGUCUGCCGUGGAGGGGAGAGCGGACGACGGGGUCAGGGGGGUCCCGGUCCACGCUCUGGUCGUCACACACGGGGCCUACAUGUGUGUGGUGGUGCGCUACUUUGUGGAGGAGUUGCUCUGUUCUUUGCCUCAAGGCUCUGACAGAGCACACGUGUUCUCUUUGAGUCCCAACACGGGUCUGUGUCGGUUCGUACUCAGCGUGAGGAAAGAGGAGGACAGGUUUGAACUGUCGGGGAUUCGCUGCGUGUUCGUCCACAGGGCCGACCACGUCAAAGAGCUCGUUAAACAGUAGGAGCAGAGAGAGGAGCGAUGGGAGAGCAGAGAGAGGAGCGAUGGGAGAGCAGAGAGAGGAGCGAUGUGCAGGAGACGGUGGAGAACAGAAAGAAAAACCUCUUCAGACUUAAAUUGUUAUUUUAAAAACAUGUAUUUGAUAUGUGGAGAAGGUCAAAGGUUCUAGUAAUGUGAGUAAGAGUCUAUGUAAAGUCUGUGUUUGUCUGUUAUUCGGCAGUAUUACACCAAAACUACUGGUUUACCACAAAACAUGGUGGUAGGAUGUGAUGUGGGUCAUGAAAGAAACCACAGAAGUUUGGUGCAGGUCCUUGGUUUUUCUUUUUUCACUUUCUUUAGCAUUGUUCAUUUCUGUUGAUUUCCCAGAGAACAUUUCAUGAAUCUUGAUUGAAAACGUUCAGACACAUUUAUGCAGUUUGGUGCGGAUCCUAAUUCAAAAUCUGGAUAAAGUGAAUUUAAAUGUGGUUUCAUUAAGAGAUUUCAGGGGGAAUUUUUCUAGAAAUAAUACAAAGAUCUUUAUGAAAAAAGUGUUGAUGUCAAUGAACACGUGGAUCUGGACAAUGAUCUGGAUUUUGUGAAUUGAAAAUAAGUAUUUUUAGGAGGUUGAUGUUUGUUCAGUUACUGAACGGUGACAAAUUCAACUAUAUCAGUAAACUGUUCACAGUGUUUUACUGUGAACAGUUUACAGAACACAUCUAUGUUCUUGGUGUAUGUAUCUGAUUCAAUACAUGUAAAUGCAAUAUGGUGAUGAAGUGGCCGAUCAGCCUGGACGGAGGAAUGUGUCCCUCUAGUUUUAUAUCUGGAGCUCACUCACCACAAAGUACAGUUCACUCACAUUUGGAAACACAGAGGAAUUAUCAGGUAGAGCAUCAAUAAAGAUAGAGCAUCUUUAUUAUUAUGCUAAAUGUUAAAACCUGCUUUAUUCCCACGGUUUGAGCUCCUUCUCUAACCUCAGAUAGUUUGUGUUGCAGGCGAUGUCAUCAUCACUUGUUGCUCAUUGCUGUAAAAAUAGGAAACUCUGUCCUCUAAUGAGUCCGUGUUUCUAUUUUCGUCUUCCGGCCGCUCAUCUGUGUAACGAAGGAAAACAGCCGAGCGGCAGCAGUGUUGACUUUUUUGCAAAUCAGUGACUUUCUCAUGAAUUAACACUUUGGGCAACAGAGAGACAAACGCCUGGCGACACCUCGUGUGUUGCACUGGAGCCGGUGUGCACGGCUCCUCUACCGCAGUUUUCAACUAAAACUAAAGUAUUUACAGUAGAAAAACUUUAUUCAUCGUGUGCAAUCAAGAGAAUAGACAGGAUGUGACCACAGGAAUUUACUGUGUGAAAAACUCGUAAUUGAAAAAGACUUUGUGAUGUAAAAAUGAGCCUCGGACUCAAACACGUCUCUUUGCUGCACAGUGUGAAGCUGUUGUGUUGUGUUUCUGUGUCAUUGUGUUAUUUGUGGAGACUCGAGGGAAAACGUCUCCUCCUGAUAAAACUGCUUCUCAUUUCUUCUCCUUCGCAAGAUGUUGUAUUUAACUUUUUAAAAACAUAUCUAACAUGAAUAUUUCACAUCAGUAAACAUGCUUCUUCAUUUA
Molecule: messenger RNA, 2459 nt
Organism: Hippoglossus stenolepis (Pacific halibut)
Lineage: Eukaryota; Metazoa; Chordata; Actinopteri; Pleuronectiformes; Pleuronectidae
Gene: tigara
Product: TP53 induced glycolysis regulatory phosphatase a
Exons: 6
Coding region: 115-885 (256 amino acids)
Biological process (GO): negative regulation of programmed cell death; fructose 1,6-bisphosphate metabolic process; fructose 2,6-bisphosphate metabolic process
Cellular component (GO): cytosol
Molecular function (GO): fructose-2,6-bisphosphate 2-phosphatase activity
Source: RefSeq, a predicted model, not a curated record